ACACUUAUCCUAAACCUAUUUAUACUAAAUUGACAUGUAUUUAGCUCGGAAUUUUGGAAAAAAGCAGUCACACGGAAAAGAUGGAACACGAAAGCUUAUUUUGGUGAUUUUAGCUAAUAUAUUUAGCCUAAUAUAUGCGGAUACUGCAGAGUUCAUUAAACGCCAUAAAUAUCCAGUAGAAGUCCACAAUGUGGUUACCGAAGAUGGUUAUAUUCUGAAAGUGUAUAGGAUUCCCUACUCACCGCGUGAUUCAGGGACUGGUAAUGUUUCAAGACCUGUGUUUCUUUUGCAUCAUGGGAUUCUUAUGUCCUCUGACUGCUGGGUGAUUACCGAUCCUGGUCACGGAUUGCCUUUUCUACUAGCAGACUCUGGCUACGACGUUUGGCUGGGAAAUUCCCGGGGCAACCGGUACUCCCGUCAACACCAAAACCUCGAUCCGGAUGGAUCCCAGUUUUGGCAAUUUAGCUUCCACGAAAUGGGCAUCUAUGAUCUGCCCAACACCAUUGAUUUUAUCCUCAGAUUAACCAAACAGACAGGGCUUCAUUUCGUGGGUCAUUCUCAAGGUGCCACUGCUCUUCUGGUGAUGCUCUCACUGCGGCCGGAGUACGGCGAAAAGAUUACGUCCAGCCAUCUCUUGGCACCAGUGGCUUUUCAGGGACACUCCUCCUCUUGGCUUGUGAAGAACACAUUGGAGAACGCCCUUCAACUACCCGAUAUAGAAGUUCCAGCCAUUCAUCCGAUUCUGCAAGAAGUUUUGCACUUUGUCUGUUCCAUUUCAUGGAUGCGGGAAAUAUGCAGGUAUAUUUUGUGUUUCUUUGCGGGAGGAGAGUCCCAACACUUGGACAACAUGAUGGUGCCCAGAAUUAUGUCAAUAGUAUUGGCUGGGAUUUCUAGCAGACAACUGCGUCACUUUGCUUCCAAUAUUAAGUACGAUCGAUUUGCCCUUUUUGACUUUGGAGUCCAAUAUAACUUAAAGAUGUAUGGCAGCCAGCGACCUCCCGAUUAUCCUUUGGGAAGCAUAAAGACUUUGCAGCCAAUUGAUUUGUACUUUGCUGGAAAUGAUAAGUGGUUGGAUAUUAAGGAUGUAAGAAGGUUAAUAGAAAUGUUACCCUAUUCAAAUUUAAAUUUUAAGCCAUUUCGGGAUUGGAACCACAUCGACUUUGUUUUUGGUGAUAAAAUAAAGGUUUUUGUAAAUGAAUUAGUAAUUCGAAAUGCCAAAAAAAGUAAUUAAAAAUGAUAUUUUUUAUCUUCUAAGGAUAUUCACAAUUAAAUUAUUGUAU
Molecule: messenger RNA, 1280 nt
Organism: Drosophila ananassae
Lineage: Eukaryota; Metazoa; Arthropoda; Insecta; Diptera; Drosophilidae
Product: lipase 3
Exons: 3
Coding region: 35-1231 (398 amino acids)
Biological process (GO): lipid metabolic process
Molecular function (GO): hydrolase activity, acting on ester bonds
Source: RefSeq, a predicted model, not a curated record